AUCGAAGUCGAAUAUGGGAGUGGAACCAUAACAAGCUGAAUAAUGAAGAACUAAUCUGUUUAUGCCAGACAAAACCGAUAUCUUUCUCCUGUGGAGGUUGACAUUUUUCUGUGGAAAGGCGGUCAUCAAUAGGGAGAUAUUUCUCCCACAUAUCGCGGUAUUUGGUCUUCGUCUUGGAUCAAAUGCCACCAUGGGUUUCAUUCCUCUUGCAAUACCUCUGAUGUCAAUGUUCUUUAUCUGGACCAGUUUAUAUUUCUACUUAUGCAUCAUCAAUCCUCAUCGAAGCCAUGAAUGGAACUGCCGGCUUGUAACAGUGUGUCAUGGAGCUUUAACAUCGUUAUUGUCAUUCUGGAGUGCAUUUAUUACUGGUCCAUGGCCCUUGGUUGCCAUGGGUGAUGCUAACACCCCAUUUCAUACAUUUAUUGCCACCUUUACUUUGAGUUACUUUCUGUUUGACUUUCUGUGGUGUUCUUACAUGGGUACUGAAGGGUUUGUCAUGCUUUUACAUCAUAUUAUCUCCACCUGCGGAAUAGUUUUUGUGCUGUUUGAUGGUUAUUCUGGUCCUGAACUUGCCGCGACAAUACUUGGAACGGAGAUCUCAAAUCCAUUUUUGCAGAUAAGAUGGUUUAUGCGAGAAACUGGACAAUAUCAAACAUUGCUGGCAAAACUGAAUGAUGUUGUCUUCAUGAUGAUGUUCAUUUGUUGGCGCCUUGGACCAGGAACAUUACUCUGCUAUCGCACUCUGUCUUCUAAGAAACCAAAACUUUUUGUCAAGCUGGGAGGAUUAGGAAUGUAUUUAAUAAGCUGGGUUUGGGUUUUUUUUAUUAUUAGAUUUGCCAAGAAAAGAUUUUUUAAGUAAAGGUCACAAGAAAUAGAACCUAUUAUUUUAAAUGUGAAAAUUGAGGCAAUAGAUAAUGCUUUUUAUUCAAGGCUCUUCAAUUUUGUAACAAUUCUAUGUAGGACUAACACACCAUUGAGUCAGGGAGGUUACUAAAGCCAUAGGCAGCGGAGCAGGGGUCUCUUUAAACAAAAAUUUGGAGGGACAUAGCCCCUAUCCCCACCACCACGUUUUAGUGCAAGAAGAUAUUAUUAGCACAGCAUAACAAUUGGUAACAUUUUCAUUCUUGUGAUCUUUUCACAAAUCUUUAUACUAGCAUCGUGAUUGGCAAAAUAUGUCGUAAGACUUCUUUUGAACAGCUUCCGCCUGUUUAGAGAAGCUUAUCAACAGUAGAAAUUCUCUUGGUGUCUAAGAAAUUAGACACUAGAAAGAAAGAAAGAAAGUCUUAAGCACUCUAAACAACAAACAUGUCUAGUUACAAUGAUAAGGUUGAGAUUGGA
Molecule: messenger RNA, 1338 nt
Organism: Stylophora pistillata
Lineage: Eukaryota; Metazoa; Cnidaria; Anthozoa; Scleractinia; Pocilloporidae
Product: TLC domain-containing protein 5
Cellular component (GO): membrane
Source: RefSeq, a predicted model, not a curated record